AUGGACACAGCAAACGACAAUGUCGAAUCAAAAACAGAUGUGCUCAUUAUCGGAGCAGGGCCAUCUGGUCUGAUGGCAGCAUACUGGUUGGCCCGCUGUGGCAUUAAAGCGCGCAUAGUCGACAAGCGGGGGACUAAAGUGUUCACGGGUCAAGCUGAUGGUUUACGCGUUCCUGAUGGGAAAGGAAACCUGAUUCGGCAGGGUCCACACUGUAGCUCCAAAGCCAGCGAGUCGCCGUUUCGCAAUAUGCUACUGAAUCAAGGCCGUAUUGAGAGGUUCCUGCUAGACAGUAUACAGCAGCAUUCCGACCUUCAAGUUGAGCGAGGCGUGAUUGCAGAGACUUUUGAGUACGAUGAUGAUAUGGAAGAGGAUCCAAAUGGCUAUCCAAUCACCGUUAAGCUCCGGACGUUGAGUGAUGAAGAAGCAAAUCCCCCGGGCCUCCGUAUCAAUGAGACCAACCAUAGCGCAGCGACCAUUGGAGUGUCUCGAGGCAGUCUACUACCAGACGACUGGAACGAGUUAAUUACAAAGAGUAAAGCCAAGCAGACUAAAACAGAGAUCGUCAAGGCCAAGUACCUUAUUGGCUGUGACGGGGCACAUAGCUGGACGAGGAAACAAGUGAACAUCCCCUUGGAAGGUUCAACUACAGAUCAUAUCUGGACAUGGGCUUCUUUCGAGGCUUCGACUGAUAUGUCCUAUGCCAGGGGUGUGAUCGAUGUGGUUCCCAUCAGCGAUUUUCCUGAUAUCCGUCGUUUGGGUACCGUCACCCAUGCGACCGGCACCAUCCUCUUCAUUCCACGAGAACGAAGCAUGGUCCGUUUAUAUGUCCCUGUACAGACGAUCGAAUCGACCGCUCCUGGUGAUGGCCGUUUCGACCGCUCAAGGAUUACGCUGGAGAUGAUCAAGGGACGAGUUCAAGUGAUUUUCGCUCCAUAUACUUUCGAUUUCCAGAUCUGUGACUGGUGGACUGUAUAUCAGAUUGGACAACGGAUUGCACCAACAUUUUCGAAAGGAAACAGGGUAUUCCUUGCUGGAGAUGCGGUACACACGCAUUCGCCCAAGGUGGGCCUGGGAAUGAAUAUGAGUAUGCAAGAUGGCUUCAAUAUCGGCUGGAAGGUGGCCUUGGUGGCGAGUGGCGUUGCCCAGCCAUCGAUUUUGGCUACCUAUGAUGCAGAGAGACACUGUCUAGCCGAAAUGCUGCUCGACUUUGAUCGACAUUGGUCCGGUCUAUUCACCGAAGGUGAGGGGGAAGGCAAAACCCAGAACAUGAUCAAAGUCGUUGAAUUGUUUGAAGAUUUUGCGGAUGGGCGAAAGUCAUUCUAUGGUGCUAGCGAGCUCGUAUGGAAGUUUGAAGAUGACGAAGAUCCACCUGCGGCUCGGAAUCUGAUUCCUGGAGAGCGUUUUCCUCCGGUCAAGCUGCGUAUGCAAGCGGAUGGUAACCUCAGAUGGACAACCAGGCUUCUGGAGAGCGAUGGACGAUUCCGAGUGGUGAUUUUGGCUGGUGAUAUGCGAACAGCAACGCAGAAAAAUCGCCUUUUGACUUUGACACAACGUCUCUCAGGAAGCAAUGAUCAGAAUGGAGCGGUACUUCAUCGCUAUGUUCCCAUUGCAGGACGUUUCGAAUGCGCAAUCGAUGUGAUGGCGAUCCACAGCGCGCCGUGGACUGAAGUGGAGUACUUCGAUUUCCCAGACACCUUACGUCCAUUCGAUCCGGUACGGGGCUGGAAUUAUGAUAAAAUUUGGUGUGAUGAUGCCUGUCCGUGGAACAGGGAUUGCGAUGGAAAGGGUUAUGAACGAUGGGGAGUGGACCGAAUGCGGGGUGCCAUGGUGGUUGUUCGUCCCGAUCAGUAUAUUGGAUGGGUUGGGGAACUAGAAGAGGUGAUUAGAAUGACUUGUUACUUGGAUGGAGUUUUGAUCCGUAAGGCAGCCAAUGAUUGCCAAUUGUAG
Molecule: messenger RNA, 1947 nt
Organism: Penicillium subrubescens
Lineage: Eukaryota; Fungi; Ascomycota; Eurotiomycetes; Eurotiales; Aspergillaceae
Product: putative phenol 2-monooxygenase
Exons: 5
Coding region: 1-1947 (648 amino acids)
Molecular function (GO): FAD binding
Source: RefSeq, a predicted model, not a curated record